UCUGUUUAUUUAUAUUCGUUUUGCCUAAAUACGGCAAGAAGCAGUGGCCAAACGCUAAAAACCAUGCUGUUGUGUGGCGCAUGCGCAGACCCGCGAAGUGAGCGCGUCCCCUCUUGUGCUCGACUGACGUCUCUGCCAGCAUGGGCCUGAUCACAGGGCUGUGCACUUUCUUGUACCACCUUCCUCAGAUUUACAAAUGGCUGCUGAAGCCGUAUUAUAUCGUGUCGUUCUUCCUGACCGUCGCCUUCCUGCUCGUCAGAAAGGCUCCCGGUCUGUGCGAGCACCUGGCGACCCAACGGGAGGACGGCAACUCCUGCGACUUUGACUGGAGAGAGUUGGAGAUUCUCAUGUUUCUCAGUGCAAUAGUAAUGAUGAAGAACCGGAGAGCCAUCACACUGGAGCAGCACAUAGGCAACUUGUUCCUGUUCAGUAAAGUGGCCAACGUCAUCCUCUUUUUCAGGCUCGACAUUCGUCUUGGCAUCCUCUACUUUGCUCUUUGUAUUGCAUUUGUCAUGACUUGUAAACCACCUCUGUACAUGGGCCCCGAGUACAUCAAGUACUUCAGUGACAAGACUAUUGAUGAGGAGCUCCAGAGGGACAGUCGCAUCACCUGGAUCGUCGAAUUCUACGCCAACUGGUCCUCUGACUGCCAGUCCUUCGCCCCAGUCUUUGCAGACCUGUCCCUCAAGUAUAACUGUGCUGGACUCAGAUUUGGGAAGGUUGACAUUGGCCGCUAUGGAGAGCUUUCGCAGAGGUACGGCGUCAGUACUUCCCCUCUGACUAAGCAGCUGCCCUCAGUGUUGCUUUUUCAAGCAGGACGUGAAACCAUGAGACGUCCGAUGGUGGAUAAUAAGGGACGCGCGGUGUCUUGGACCUUCAAUGAGGAGAAUAUGAUUCGAGAGUUUAACCUCAACGAGCUCUUCCAGAAAUCUAAGAAGCUAAGCAAACGUGUUGGUGUGAAGGGAGAGGAGCAAAACCCAGAACUAGAUGAGAGCGACAACGAGUUCUGUUCGGACGAAAACCCGGAACAGCCAACAGAGAAUAAGAAAGACAAGUGAGAGGAAGAGGAUUGGAAGAAGGGCUGCAUGGAGCUUUUCCCCUUCCUCCAGCAGGGCUAAGCUUGAGUCAAGCUACACUAUGCUGUCCUUACUGUGGGAACUAAAUACCCAAAGGAGCUGGACCACAUGUAUUGGUCUGACUGGGUAUGAUGCAGUGGUUUGAGUGCAGCCAUGUGAAACACUAUGCAAUGAUUUGGGAGUGGUUUUACUACAUUCAGUUAUUUAAAAAAAAAACAAUAAAUGUAUUUGUUUUUUUCA
Molecule: messenger RNA, 1316 nt
Organism: Betta splendens (Siamese fighting fish)
Lineage: Eukaryota; Metazoa; Chordata; Actinopteri; Anabantiformes; Osphronemidae
Gene: tmx2a
Product: thioredoxin-related transmembrane protein 2a
Exons: 8
Coding region: 141-1058 (305 amino acids)
Biological process (GO): brain development
Cellular component (GO): membrane-bounded organelle
Molecular function (GO): disulfide oxidoreductase activity
Source: RefSeq, a predicted model, not a curated record